This is a messenger RNA of Penicillium salamii, 2184 nucleotides long. The record is from the annotation of a GenBank genome assembly. Lineage: Eukaryota; Fungi; Ascomycota; Eurotiomycetes; Eurotiales; Aspergillaceae.
AUGACAGAAUCGGGAAUGACAGGCCCACGCUCACCAUCAUCCCCUUGGGUGCAGAAUCCCCAUCGCGAUGGCGCACAGUCCUUCCUAACCAUAUCGCCGUCGGGCGCCUCCAACCUCGAUCGAUCGAGUCCGAAUUACUUCGGCAUGAGCACACACAACUCCAACCAGUCCGCAAACAUGGGCCCCGUGCAGAAGAACUGGGGCCACUCGCCGCAAUCUGCGCAUAGUCCCAAAAUACACGUCCAUCCCCAGGAACUGGUGUCCGCCGGGUUGGUCAGCAUGUUAAAGACAGAGCCGGAAACGAACCGGCUACGUCGGGAGUCAACAUUCAGCGAUUCCUUCAACGGGAAGCAAGUGAGUCCUGGGCCGAAGACUUCACCCUCGUUUCCGCUGGGAGGAUUCUCGUUGGUACAACCCAGCGCCCCAAGAGGAGGCACUGGCAGGAAUUCCGUCUCCACAGCGACCCUUCCCUUUCCUUGGGUCUCCCCCGAACGCUGCGCCGAUUUAUUAAAAGAAUCCCAGUCGAAUGCCAUGCUCUUUGAUGUUCGGCCAUUCGCUCACUUUCAAAAUGCCAGCAUCAAAGGGUCUCUCAACUUAUGCAUCCCCACCACUCUACUCAAACGCCCCUCGUUUGACACUAAGAAAUUACAGAGUACUUUCAGCGAUGACGCUGCCAAACAGGACUUCGCCCGCUGGAGGGAUUGCAAAUUCAUCAUUGUCUACGACUCCGCAUCUGCCGAUUCCAAGGAUGCAUUGCCUCUUAUGAACGUGCUCAACAAGUUUAAAGCAGAAGAAUGGAAAGGCGAUGGGCUGGUCUUACAGGGCGGAUUCGAAGGGUUUUCGAAGCAGUUUCCACACUUGAUUCAGCAAUCACAGUCGCAACCGACAGGACUAUCCUCCAAGCGUCCUGGGCCCAUGGGAAUCAACCUCCAAUCCGUUGCCCCCGUCGUGGGUGGUUGUGCUUUGCCAGAAUCCACGUCUGCUGCCAACCCAUUCUUUGGGAAUAUUCGGCAAAACAUGGAUCUUUUGGGUGGUGUCGGACAAAUUCCAUUGAAACAACCAGGCCAAAUGACCGAAUUAAAACGAAAGCGACUUCCUCCCUGGCUACAGGACGCUUCUGAUGCCAACGACAAAGGGCAUAUUGUCUCCGACAAAUUCUUAAAAUUGGAGAAGACCGAGCUCGAGCGCAUGAAACAGGCUUUGACCUACGAGGGACCCUCGGCUGAAAUUAAUGGAAGUUCCAAAAAGUAUCGUGUUGCAGGCAUUGAGAAGGGCACCAAGAACCGUUAUAAUGAUAUCUAUCCUUUCGACCACUCUCGCGUUCGUCUGGAAGGUAUUCCAUCCGGAGCCUGUGAUUAUGUGAACGCAAACCACAUCUCGGCUGAACUCACUCACCGGAAAUACAUCGCCACACAGGCACCUGUUCCUGAUACGUUUAAUGACUUUUGGCGGGUGGUGUGGGAACAGGACGUCCGACUUCUCGUCUCCCUCACCGCGGAAGUUGAACGGGGCCAGGUGAAGUGCGAUCGCUACUGGGAGUCUGGAAACUACGGACCUUUCGAGGUGAAGGCCUAUUCGGAAAAGUACAUCUAUAUCGAAUCCCACGGCCAACCCAUCAAUCCGAGUGCGGAGACUCUCAAGACAACGAGUGAGAAACGAGAUGGGACGAACGAAAAUCCGGUUAUCAUUGUGCGCCACUUCAGCAUCCGCCAUACGUCCUUCCCUUUCCAGCCACUCCGGGAUAUCACUCAGCUUCAAUACCCUUACUGGCCUGAUUUCGGGACAAUUUCUCAACCGACCCACCUGCUACACUUGAUUGAGCAAUGCAACAAGGUUACCCGUGCCACCAGUAACCCCACUUAUAACAGCAAUCAACCAGAACCCAAGGGUCAACGGCCGGUGCUGGUGCAUUGCAGUGCCGGCUGUGGACGCACAGGGACCUUCUGCACUGUUGAUAGUGUACUCGACAUGUUGAAACGACAGCGGACCCAUUCCAAGGGCGAGAAAGACACAGGUCCCAAUCCCACUGACAGCAAUGAGUGGAUUCGAAAUUUGGAUCUCGAUUUAAUUGCGAAGACCGUUGAAGAUUUCCGACAACAGAGGCCCAGCAUGGUACAGAACCUGAGCCAGUACGCACUUUGCUAUGAGAGCGUUCUCGAGUGGCUUACGGCUCAGAUGAACUAG